AUGACGCGGUGCACGACCGUUCGAUCGCCUCUGGAAGGUCUCACGGGUCGAACGAUCGAAAGAAUCUGUCACGUCGAAGCAAUUACACGCACUAACAAAGCGGUCAAGUCGAGUGUAAUCGUCACUUGUAACAACGUAUCUCAAGGGAGUCUUACUCGAAAUAAUGAAAGAAUCGAAGGAAGACAGGACAUCGCUCUCGGCCAGUUUUAUAAUGUGGCUCUA
Heterotrigona itama is the source of this 222-nucleotide messenger RNA. NCBI's taxonomy places the organism in Eukaryota, Metazoa, Arthropoda, Insecta, Hymenoptera, Apidae. The record is from the annotation of a GenBank genome assembly.